Macadamia integrifolia is the source of this 1254-nucleotide messenger RNA. RefSeq lists its product as uncharacterized. Bases 77 to 967 code for a protein of 296 amino acids. Gene Ontology annotation, biological process: regulation of gene expression; rRNA processing. The transcript is spliced from 3 exons. Gene Ontology annotation, molecular function: double-stranded RNA binding; ribonuclease III activity. NCBI's taxonomy places the organism in Eukaryota, Viridiplantae, Streptophyta, Magnoliopsida, Proteales, Proteaceae. The record is from RefSeq and is a predicted model, not a curated record. Gene Ontology annotation, cellular component: nucleus.
CAGUUGUCUAAGCGUUGUUUACUUCUUGUAGGAUACAAUAUUUUGCAAGUCUAUUCUUAAUGAGUAUGCAGUUAAGAUGAGCCUUGAGAAGCCCUUGUACAAGACCACUCAAUCAUCAGGACUGCUUCCAUUGUUUUUCUCUACCUUGUGUUUCAAUGGUAAACUUUAUACGGGUGGUGCCGGAAGAAAUAAGAAAGAAGCUGAACAGCUGGCUGCUCGCACUGUUAUUCAGUCGAUUCUGGUUGAAUCUAGCUCAGGAAGGUGCCUUACUGAGAUCAUCAAAUCUAAAGGAAAACUUUAUGCUGCAAUGCAUAAGAUCAAGGAUUCUGGUGCAUCUACAAGUGAACGAAGAGUAGUUGUAGUCCCCCCAGUGAUUAAUAAGUUGCCAAUGCCUGCAUAUUCUGGAACAUGUCAAGGACAACUGGUUAUUGCCCCAGUUAUACAAUCAUCUGUCCAUGAACUAAAAAAACCAAAAGUGGAACCUUCUAGUGAAGCAACUACUAGUUUUACUGGAGCAUUUCAGCCUGCUCCUCAUGUCCAUCAGCCACAUCCAAAUCAAGUACAAAAUGAUGUUCCAUUGGCGCAGCCUUCUUCUGCUAAUUUUGGAGGCACUUCCCAGGGCAUCAUUGUUCAAAAUGAAGUUCCAUUGGCUCUGCCUUCUGCUGUUAAUGUUAGAGACAGUUCCCAGGGCAUCGUUUUUGUUCAACAUGAAGUUCCAUUGGCUCUGCCUUCUGCUGUUAAUGUUAGAGACAGUUCCCAGGGCAUCGUUGUUGUUCAAAAUGAAGUUCCAUUGACGGAUCCUUCUGCUGUUGGAAGUAGUUCCCAGGGCACAGUUGUCACUUCACCUGGUGUGAAACGUCCUCGCAAAAAGAACAAGAGAGGGGGAAAGAAAAGAUUCCGAAAUGAAGGGUCCCAGUUUUCUAUGCCAGCUGUAAAUCAGACUACCUCAUGUUCUGUUGCCCAUUGAGCAGGGUUGGCAGAUGCUCACUCAUUUUAAGUUCCUUCUGUAAGAAAGUGUUUGUAAGCUUAAUGGCUUCUGAAUCGGUCCGUAGUUAAAUUGUGGGAAAGUCUGACGGGACCUGACAGAUUUCGCAUUGCUUGUUGAUGCAAUAGAACUACACCUGAUGGUUGUGUUAAGGGAACUUCAUAUUUGUGUUGUGAUGGAUGAAAUAGAAAUUAGUUUUUCUUUUCUGAUGGAACAUAUAGUUUAUUACCUCAAAAUGAAAUGAAAAUUAGUUUAUGAACUUCCCUUAA